UCCCAGUUUCAGUUUCAGUCGUUUCGAUUGCGUUGAUAAAAUUAAACCUAAGCCCAAACCAGCCGUGCUAAUAACAAUGCUGUGAUUUAUUUUAAAAUGUGACUGUAAAAGAUCUGUUUCCCACACAUACAUACAGAGGGUCAGAAAUAAUUUUUGUUGAAUCGUCGUUGUUGCCAAUUUUAUGCUUAGUGAUAUACGCCAGACAGCUGAACCGAAAAAUAUAUACUACAUACAUGAGUACGACAACAGGAGAGGAGGGACUCUUUGCCGCAAAAGGACUCUUGGGGAGAAUCAAACUACCUUAAUACCAACAUAGCCUGAACAGAGUUAGAUAUGCCGGAUGAUACAGUAGGGCUCAUUGGAAGCGUUAGAACAGCAGCAGGACAUAACGGAAGCGCAUUGCUGCUAGCCACGGAGAAGGAAAAGGGAACACCAAGAACCCACGGCACUUCUGAGCUAUCUGCCGGAGAGCCAACGUAUCGAAAGAUCGAGCGCAGAAAGAGACUCCAAGGCCAUGAGGCGACAGCGACAGCGAAAGCGCAAGCGAUAGCUACCAGAAAAACUCCAGAUGCAAGACUCAAUAGGAUCUAUUUAUCUACAUUUAACCGAAUGGCACAGAGCUGUAUAUAUUUUGUAUUAGUUUUAGUAAUCCUAAGCCAACAUAGUAGUUGCGCUCUACGGAGUAACGAAAUUGAUCACCGCGGAACAGCAGCAGCCGUAGCAGUAGCAACCUUGCCCGCGGAUGAUACUGAUACUGACCCCCGCCGCAGUGCAGUGCCGGAAGGCGACAAUGGGGGUCAAGCACAGGCUCAGACGACCAUUAGUAAAGGCGCCGCCGCCGCCGCACACGUUAAUAAUUAUGAAAAUACUCACAUAAAUGCCAGUGCGAACAAUGAACGUGUUGACCCGCAUCAUCAUCAUCAUCAGCAUCACUCGCCACAUAGCCUCGACCUCGACGGGAUCGAUAUCUUUGGCGCCUACAGUAUUCCCGAGGAGGCGAUAUACACGAAUGAGUUCGCUGUCAACAUUCCCUCCGGCAAGCAUGUAGCUGAUUUCAUAGCCGCCAAGCAUGGCUUCAUCAACAAGGGACAGAUUGGAGCCCUCGAUGACUAUUACCUGUUCCAGCACCAUCACGUGUCUAAGCGCUCGCUGCGCUCCAGCCGCAAGCAUCAGGGUUUGCUUACCUCCGAGAAUGAGGUGAAAUGGAUGCAGCAGCAACACGAGAAAGUGCGGCGAAAGCGCGACGGUCCCUACCAGAGCCUGCCCACCUACAGUCCGUAUAAUGUAUUGCGGCAACCGGGCGAAUAUGUUGUGGAUCCAAAUCCACAUCUCUCUUUUACACCCGACACAUCGUCCCUGUCGCUGGGCACAACGCACUCGGGGCACAUGGAGUAUCGGGAUGUUAGCUCCCAUUCCAUAUUUCCGGAUCCGUUGUUUAAGGAACAGUGGUAUCUGGUGAGUAAAAACGGUGGCGCUAAAGAUGGCCUGGAUAUGAAUGUGGGUCCCGCCUGGCAGAAGGGCUACACGGGCAAAGGUGUGGUCGUUUCUAUACUAGAUGAUGGCAUCCAGACCAAUCACCCAGAUUUGGCUCAGAACUAUGAUCCUGAUGCCUCGUUCGACAUUAAUGGCAAUGAUUCGGAUCCCACGCCCCAGGAUAAUGGCGACAACAAGCAUGGAACCAGGUGUGCCGGCGAGGUGGCAGCUGUGGCCUUCAAUAACUAUUGUGGCGUUGGUGUGGCCUACAAUGCCAGCAUUGGUGGAGUUCGCAUGCUGGAUGGCAAGGUCAACGACGUGGUGGAGGCGCAGGCUUUGAGCUUGAAUCCCGCCCACAUUGAUAUUUAUAGCGCCUCGUGGGGCCCAGAGGAUGAUGGCUCCACUGUCGACGGGCCGGGACCCUUGGCCCGCAGAGCCUUCAUUUAUGGCGUGACCAGCGGGCGGCAGGGCAAGGGUUCGAUCUUUGUGUGGGCCUCCGGCAAUGGCGGUCGCUACACCGACUCUUGCAACUGCGAUGGUUACACCAAUUCCAUCUUUACCCUCUCCAUAUCGAGUGCCACACAGGCGGGCUUUAAACCCUGGUAUUUGGAGGAGUGCUCCUCCACCUUGGCCACCACCUACAGCUCUGGAACACCGGGGCAUGAUAAGAGCGUGGCCACCGUUGACAUGGAUGGACGCUUGCGACCGGAUCAUAUCUGCACCGUUGAGCAUACGGGCACCUCUGCAUCGGCACCGCUGGCAGCUGGCAUCUGUGCCCUGGCACUGGAGGCGAAUCCGGAGUUGACGUGGCGCGACAUGCAAUAUCUGGUGGUCUACACAUCGCGCCCGGCGCCAUUGGAGAAGGAGGCCGGUUGGACACUAAACGGUGUGAGGCGCAAAUAUAGCCACAAGUUUGGCUACGGACUGAUGGAUGCCGGGGCAAUGGUCUCGCUGGCGGAACAGUGGACAUCGGUGCCGCCGCAGCACAUUUGCAAGUCGCGGGAGAACAACGAGGAUCGUAAGAUAGACGGUACCUUUGGUUACACACUAGCCACGCACAUGGAUGUGAACGGAUGCGCUGGCACCAUCAACGAGGUGCGUUACCUGGAGCACGUUCAGUGUCGCAUCACGCUGCGCUUUUUCCCGCGCGGAAACCUGCGCAUUCUGCUCACCUCGCCCAUGGGCACUACCAGUACUUUGCUGUUUGAGCGCCCACGUGACAUUGUCAAGUCCAACUUUGAUGAUUGGCCGUUCCUCAGUGUGCACUUUUGGGGGGAGAAGGCGGAGGGACGCUGGACCCUUCAGGUGAUCAAUGGCGGAAGGCGGCGUGUCAAUCAACCGGGCAUACUCUCCAAGUGGCAGCUCAUCUUUUACGGGACUUCCAGCCAGCCGAUGCGUUUAAAGUCCACCGAGCUGCUCAAUAACGGCGGCGGGCCUCCUCAGCUGCGGAGCAGCCCCAUUGGCUCCCACACGAAUCCGUUCCUCUUCCCGUCCGCCUCGAACAUUGGCCAGCCGGCCAAUGAGGGCGGCAACUUUAAUACGGACAGCUUUGCCAGCUACCUCAAUUACCAGAACAUCUUCACCAGUGCCGGAUCCAAUCCGGAGCCAGCCACAGCCACGUUGGAUGGCCAAAAUGUGAGCACUUCUUCCGCUGCAGUAGCAGCAGCACCAGCACCUAUCACUUCCGUGAGCGAGGCCAGGGACGGCAACAAGCUGCUUAUUCUGCACUCGUGCGAUGCUGAAUGCGAUUCUUCCGGCUGCUAUGGCCGUGGACCCACCCAGUGCGUGGCCUGCAGUCAUUACCGGCUGGACAACACCUGCGUUAGCCGCUGUCCGCCGCGUUCGUUUCCCAACCAAGUGGGCAUCUGCUGGCCCUGUCAUGAUACCUGCGAGACGUGCGCUGGCGCAGGACCCGACAGCUGUCUCACCUGUGCCCCGGCCCACCUACAUGUCAUCGAUCUGGCUGUUUGCCUGCAAGUCUGUCCCGAUGGAUACUUUGAAAAUAGCCGCAACCGAACAUGCGUACCCUGCGAGCCCAACUGUGCCUCCUGCCAGGAUCAUCCAGAGUACUGCACCAGCUGCGAUCAUCACCUGGUGAUGCACGAGAACAAAUGCUACUCGGCCUGUCCCUUGGACACUUACGAAACGGAGGAUAACAAAUGUGCCUUCUGCCACUCGACUUGCGCCACCUGCAACGGCCCCACGGACCAACACUGCAUCACCUGCCGGCCGAGUCGGUAUGCCUGGCAAAAUAAAUGCCUUAAUAGCUGUCCCGAUGGUUUCUAUGCGGACAAAAAGAGGCUCGAGUGCAUGCCCUGCCAGGAUGGCUGCAAGACCUGUACCAGUAAUGGUGGCGCCUGCUCCGAGUGCCUUGAAAACUGGACGCUGACCAAGAGAGACAAGUGUAUUGUGACAGGCAGUGAGAGCUGCAGUGAAGCUGAGUUCUUCAGCCAAGCGGACGGCGAGUGUCGAUCGUGCCAUGCUUCCUGCGAGUCCUGCAACGGCAAGUUGGAGACAAAUUGCAUGUCCUGCCCACCAAAUCGUUUGCUGGAACAGAGCCGUUGUGUGAGUGGCUGCCAGGAUGGGUUCUUUAUGGAAACAGCGGGUGUAUGCUCGCCAUGCUUGCAUACCUGCAGCCAGUGUGUCUCGCGGACGAACUGCAGCAAUUGCUCCAAGGGUUUGGAGCUACAAAACGGCGAAUGUCGCACCACCUGUGCCGAUGGGUACUACAGCGAUCGUGGGAUCUGCGCCAAGUGCUACCUCAGCUGCCACACCUGCAGCGGACCGAGGCGCAACCAGUGCGUUCAGUGUCCAACUGGCUGGCAAUUGGCCGCCGGCGAGUGUCAUCCCGAGUGUCCCGAGGGCUUCUACAAGUCGGAGUUUGGUUGCCAGAAGUGCCAUCAUUACUGCAAGACAUGCAACGAUGCCGGUCCCUUGGCCUGCUCUUCGUGCCCGCCGCACUCCAUGCUUGAUGGUGGCUUGUGCAUGGAAUGCCUGAGCUCCCAGUAUUAUGAUUCGACCACAGCCACAUGCAAGACCUGUCAUGAUUCGUGCCGCUCCUGCUUUGGCCCUGGACAGUUUGCCUGCAAGGCCUGUGCCCCGCCGCUCCACCUGGAUCAGCUCAACAGCCAGUGUGUGGCCUGUUGUCCAAAUCAGACGGCAGCUGAGAAUUCAACGUCAACGUCAGCUCCUUGCUGCCAUUGCGAUGCGGAAACUGGCGAGUGCAAGGCUACCUCAACAGGCGGCAAGCGUCGCACAGUUGUGGGUGCCUACAAAAGCGGCUACACCUCGGAUGCGGCUCGAGCCAUGGGCAGCGAGGGUAAUGGCAAUGAGUUUGUCCUAAGGCUGGACUCGCCGCUGACGGCCAUCACAGCCAUAGCGGUGGCCAUCUGCCUGCUGAUCAUCACCAUAUUCUCCAUAAUCUUUGCUGUUUUACAGCGCAAUAGCAACCACGUGACCAGAAACUCGGUGCGUUACAGAAAGAUAGCCAGCAAGAAGCGCAAGCGAACCAGCGAGGCUCGAUUGAUAUUCAACAAUGGUCGUGGUGGUGGUGGCGACGAGGAGGAGGAGGAUGAGGAGGAAAAUAACACUGAGGAGGAUGAUAAUUCCGAAGAGGAUCGAGAUCGGGUCUACAAGAAAGGCACAAUUCAUGGAAACGAAUUUUACAUAGAGAGUACAAAUGAUAUUGAUGCGAUCGAGUUUCACUGCGCUGGCGCUGCGGCGCCGGCAAGAAGGUCUAGGGGAAUGCAUGAUAUUAAACCCAAUGCAAAAAUGGAGCACUUAAGCCGUAGCUGAUUGAUUCAUUGAUCCGAUUGAUCCGAUUGAUCCGAUUGAUCCGAUUGAUUGAUUGAUGAAAAACACACACACGUAAUGCGUACCAACAAGAACUUUGGAUCUUGGAUUUCUUGCUCUGGACUAAAAUAGUAAAUUUUAAACCUUAUUUUGAGGGAGGAUAUAGCGAAAUCGAAAUAUUUAACAUCCGAAAACAAAACAAAACAAAAAAAAAAUGAUAAAAAAUUU
Molecule: messenger RNA, 5493 nt
Organism: Drosophila kikkawai
Lineage: Eukaryota; Metazoa; Arthropoda; Insecta; Diptera; Drosophilidae
Gene: Fur2
Product: furin-like protease 2
Biological process (GO): peptide hormone processing
Cellular component (GO): neuron projection; membrane
Molecular function (GO): serine-type endopeptidase activity
Source: RefSeq, a predicted model, not a curated record